AAAUGGAUUCUGUGUCAGACAUCAGUUCAGCCGAUCAGCAACCAUGGACAGACUUUAGUGUGCGGCUGUUCACAACCACAAGUUCAAAGCUGUCUAAGAAUGAGUCGAGCAUUCUAUCUGCUGAUAUUUAUGAGAUCCUCAUGGCGGUCAUGUGCUGGUUCAUGAUUCCGUUUCUUCUAUUCCUGGGAAUCCCUGGCAACGUGGUGAGCGCCAUGGUGUUCUACAGACAGGGUCUUGGAGAGAGAAUCAACGUCUGUCUCUUCCUCCUGGCGCUGGCUGACCUCGUCAGUGUCGUCAUCCUGCUUCUCGUGUUUGUCGAGGACCGAGUGAGAAAACACAUUAGUGCAGACACCUGGUUCAUAGCAAUCUGGUUGGGAGGCUUUUCCAGCGCCGAGUAUGUUUCUCAAUUCCUGUCGGCUGUCAUCGCCUGUGAGCGCUGUUUCUGUGUCGUCAGUCCCCUCCACGCCAAGCGGCUGCUGAAGACGUCCACCAUGACCGCCAUUGUUGUCGUCUGCUCUGUCGUGCUGGUGGCAGGGAUGUUUGUGAUCGCGACCCCUAGGCACGUCGUCGAUUUUAUAUUCGAUCCGUCUACGAAUAUCACAAAGUCUUUCUUAAUGGUGACAAAGUAAGGAUAUUAUAAUAGUGGUAGCGCAUUUGUAGAACGGAUUCUUAUGUGUCGAUUCAACUCUAUGCGCUUCGUUUAUUCUUGUCUGUAAUUGAAUUUUAAUCAUUACGAAAAGGCGUAUCGGUCCUAAUCUUAUUUUCUUCUCUUGAGACAACUAAAAUCUUGUUUGCCUAGAUAUUCGUUUUUGUUUUUUUUUUUUGUGUUUUUUUUUUUUCAAAGUUGUAUCAAACAUAAAUAAAAUGUAUAUGUACUUUGACUAUUUUCUUACUUCAUUUAGUGAAACCUAUUUUAUUUCAUUAAAAAUACUUAAAAGAUAUAUAUAUAUAUAUGUCACUUAAG
Messenger RNA from Pomacea canaliculata, 964 nucleotides. RefSeq names its product putative G-protein coupled receptor F59B2.13. The record is from RefSeq and is a predicted model, not a curated record. The transcript is spliced from 3 exons. NCBI's taxonomy places the organism in Eukaryota, Metazoa, Mollusca, Gastropoda, Architaenioglossa, Ampullariidae. Gene Ontology annotation, cellular component: membrane. Bases 3 to 629 code for a protein of 208 amino acids.